GAACCGAUAGUAACUAACCACACAUAAGCCACUCGAGAUGAAGCCCUUUGCCUGCAUCCUGGUAAUCCUCGCCGCCGUCCUGUCCGUUGGUCAGGCUUCCCUUGGCGGUCUGCUCGGAGGAGGCGGUGGAGGUGGCGGUGGCGGCAUUGGCGGCAUUGGACAGCUGCUGCAGAGCAAGCUCGGCGGUCUUGGCGGCGGACUCGGAGGAGGCAGCGGCGGUGGUGGUGGUGGCUGGUCCUCCGGUGGCGCUCAGUCCGGUGGCUGGUCCUCCGGUGGUGGCGGCGGCGGCUACUCCGGUGGCGGCGGCUACUCCGGCGGCGGUGGAUACUCGGCCCCGGCUCCCAGGCCCGUGGAGAAGGUGGUCAUCGUGAAGGUCAUCAACGAGGGCUACUCCGGCGGCCAGUCGGGUGGCUACUCCGGCGGCUACUCCAACGGCGGUGGCUACGGCGGCGGCGGCUGGUCCUCCGGUGGUGCUCAAUCCGGUGGCUGGUCCUCCGGUGGCGGCUGGAACAAGGGCUGGUAAACGUUGGACCUAAAGAAGGAUCAACCACCACAAAUAGUUCAAACUGCCAACCAAAAUGCCAAGCAGAAGUUGCAGCUUCAGCAAGAUUAGGUUUUAACAAUAUAUUUUUUUUUAUAUUUCUUAGCGGUAUUUGUUUGUUAGAAUUUAUGCAAUAUAAAUGAAAAGAAUUUCCAUUUUUAAU
This is a messenger RNA of Drosophila ficusphila, 704 nucleotides long. Its product is annotated as glycine-rich protein 23. The record is from RefSeq and is a predicted model, not a curated record. NCBI's taxonomy places the organism in Eukaryota, Metazoa, Arthropoda, Insecta, Diptera, Drosophilidae. Bases 38 to 523 code for a protein of 161 amino acids. The transcript has a single exon.